CUGAAACGUUUGUUUGAUUAGUUGUUUUAAGGAAAUUGUCAGUAAAUUUAUUUUAUCGAACACAAUUCUGUUUUUUUUUUUAAUACAAACAUAUUGUGAUUAUUUUGUGCAUGGAGGGCUUGAAAUGUCUCAGCACGGUGCUGCUUUACAAGCAUAUAAUCAAGAACUUGUGAAGUGUUUAGAAGAAAUGAAAUCAAGGCGUACAGAAUUGCAAGCUCAAAUUGAGUCACAGGAGGAAGAGAAAAAUAAUUUGCAAAGAGAAAUAGAAAAAUUGUCUUAUAAAUUAACACGAUUAAAUGAUAGUUUAACUAAAAGGAUAGCUGUUAGAAAUGAAUAUGACAGAACCAUUGCUGAUACAGAAACAGCAUAUAUAAAGAUUUUGGAGAGUUCACAACUUUUACUAAAUAUGAUUAAAAGAGAAGCUACGAAUUUAGAUCAAACAUUAGUUAAAGCAAACAUGGAGAAACAACAAUACAGACUAUAAAUACACAAUGAAAAGUAUAUGGAA
Molecule: messenger RNA, 508 nt
Organism: Colletes gigas
Lineage: Eukaryota; Metazoa; Arthropoda; Insecta; Hymenoptera; Colletidae
Product: Sjoegren syndrome nuclear autoantigen 1 homolog
Exons: 3
Coding region: 125-484 (119 amino acids)
Cellular component (GO): ciliary basal body; centrosome
Source: RefSeq, a predicted model, not a curated record